Poeciliopsis prolifica (blackstripe livebearer) is the source of this 2356-nucleotide messenger RNA. It is a transcript of the gene slc23a4, whose product is annotated as solute carrier family 23 member 4. The record is from RefSeq and is a predicted model, not a curated record. Gene Ontology annotation, biological process: transmembrane transport. Gene Ontology annotation, cellular component: membrane. Gene Ontology annotation, molecular function: transmembrane transporter activity. Lineage: Eukaryota; Metazoa; Chordata; Actinopteri; Cyprinodontiformes; Poeciliidae.
UCAGGAAACUAAAGCUGAACUAAACCUGAGCCAGCAGGUUGAAGCUGACAUGACCUCAGAGAAGGAAAGCAAUGGACUCGACAACUUUGCCUUUGCGCUGGAAGGAGGUUUCUGUGAUCUAUCAGAAAAAGGAGAAGAUCUAGACUCGUCUAUUGAUGAAGACACAAACAAACUGGCUUACUGCGUGACAGAUGUCCCGCCCUGGUACCUCUAUCUCUUAGGCGCUCAGCACUGUUUGACUGCCUUUGGCGGCAUCAUCGCCAUCCCCCUGAUCCUGUCGCAGGGUCUGUGUCUGCAGCAUGACGGCCUCACGCAGAGCUACCUCAUCAGCACCAUCUUCUUGGUGUCUGGAGUCUGCACCUUGCUGCAGGUCACCUUUGGCAUCAGGCUGCCCAUUCUUCAAGGCGGUACGUUCACGCUGCUGGCUCCCUCCAUGGCGAUGCUGUCCAUGCCAGAGUUUAGGUGUCCUGCCUGGACCCAAAACGCCAGCUCAGUCAACGCUUCGUCCACAGAGUUCACAGAAGUGUGGCAAAGUCGGAUGAGCUGUAAGUAAACUCUGCAGGGCUCCAUUAUUGUGGGCUCCAUCUUCCAGGUGUUUGUUGGAUUUUCUGGCCUCAUCGGCCUCUUCAUGCGCUUCAUUGGACCUCUCACCAUUGCUCCCACUAUCGCUCUUAUUGGUCUGUCGCUGUUUGAUUCAGCUGGGAGCAGCGCUGGAAACCACUGGGGCAUCUCUUCAAUGACCACAGCCCUUAUCAUCCUGUUUUCACAGUACCUCCGUCACAUAGCCAUCCCCUUUCCUACCUACAGCAAGGAUAAAAAGCUUCACACUUCUCCAGUCUACAUCUUUCAAAUUCUCCCUGUCUUGUUGGGAAUCACAGUUUCUUGGCUCAUUUGUUACAUCUUGACGGUGUAUGACAUUCUUCCUGCCGAACCUGGGCAGUACGGUUACCUCGCACGCACAGACCUAAAAGAAGUAAUCAGCCAAGCUCCCUGGUUUACCUUCCCAUACCCAGGCCAGUGGGGGAAACCCACAGUGAGCCUGGCCGGCGUGGUGGGGAUCCUGGCCGGGGUCAUCUCCUCCAUGAUCGAGUCUGUUGGGGAUUAUCACGCAUGCGCAAGAUUAUCCGGAGCGCCGCCGCCACCGAGACACGCCAUUAACCGCGGCAUCGGCAUCGAGGGAAUCGGCUGCCUGCUGGCUGGAGCGUGGGGAACCGGAAACGGAACCACUUCCUACAGCGAGAACGUCGGUGCGCUCGGCAUCACCAAGGUCGGAAGCCGCGUGGUCAUAGUGGCCAGCGGGGUGUUCAUGGUUUCCAUGGGGAUUCUGGGUAAAAUGGGUGCUGUGUUUGCAACCAUCCCCUCUCCGGUGAUUGGAGGCAUGAUCAUGGUCAUGUUUGGUGUCAUCUGUGCAGCAGGAGUCUCUAAUUUGCAGUACACAGACAUGAAUUCAUCCAGAAAUAUCUUCAUUUUUGGCUUCUCCAUGUUCUCUGGUUUGGUCAUUCCCAACUGGAUAUUAAAGAAUCCCAAAGCUAUUGCUACAGGUGCGGUAGAGUUCGACCAGAUGCUGCAGGUUCUUCUGACAACCAGCAUGUUUGUUGGCGGUUUCUUCGGGUUCGUGUUGGACAACACCGUCCCAGGAUCGAAACAGGAGCGUGGCAUCCUGGCCUGGAACAAAGCUCAUGAAGACGAUUCGUGUGAAACUCUGGAGACUGGAGAGGUUUACAACCUCCCAUUUGGCCUGACCUCCUACCUGUCCUCGUUCUCCUGGCUGCGCUACGUCCCGUUCUGCCCGCCGGGCCUGUCCAGCUCCCUGGAGCCCAAGCAGCCGCUGGGAACUCCUGACCCGGGCCAGAUCAUGAUCGGAGUUGGGUUGUGAGCCACGGUUUCCUGUUACGGUGCCAUCAUUUCCCCAAACACACCAACACCAGAGGCAGCUCAGGCUCUGUAACGUCUCACAGACGGUGUACUGUAGCAACAGUGUUUGGAUCUUAUUACAUCAUAAUUCAUCUUUCUUUUCACAGCGUGUUUGGACUGCUACAUUAACUUUUAAAUGAGACCAAGUGGUGAAUUCAGAAAAGAAGGCCACACAGGAGUAAAAGAGUAAUCGCUGCCAUUUCUUAGAAAUAAAAAGGCGACUGAAAAGCAAAGAUACUUUGACUAGACAAAGUUUAGAAACAGCAGGUGAAUGUGAAUCAGACGACUUUUUCACAGCAGGAUGUGGAGUCGGACCAGGAGUCAUUAUUAUCAUUUUCAGCCUUUAUUUACAUCCAGAUUCACCGUCUGCUGCUGCAUCAUGAUACACGUCUCACAUCAAUGAUGUAAAAGUCGGACAAAAUGUGACAUGAAAACUAUCUGA